UGCAGGGCUGGGGCUGUGCUGCUGCUCUCUGAGGAUGAGGCUGUUCUGGCUGCUGCUGUGUAGGGUUGUGCUGGGGGUGGUAGAGACCACCGUGACUCCAGCUGCUCCAGCAUCCUCCAGUCACACAACAGUUGCUCUGAGGAUGUCCCUGGAUGUGGGGUUACACACUGUGGCCCCGGCGCCUGCUGCUGCCACCCCAUCUCAGCCCUGCUCCGAGGAGCCCACUGUGAACUUCACCUUAAGGCUGCUGGAUGGGGACCCCGGUGCCACGAAGAGGCCAUUGGUGCUCAGCCAUGGUGCUGUGCUGCACCUGGAGGUCAGGGUGGAUGCCAGCCCCAAUGUGUCCCCCAGGAUCUCAGUGGAGCAGUGCUACGGGAUGGGAUCAGGGCAGCAGGCUCACCCCAGGAAGAUCUACAUGGUGGUGAACAGCCAAGGGUGUCUGCAUGGCUCAGGGCUGGGCAGUGUGUCCAUCCAGCAGCAGAGAGGGAUGUCUGUCCUCCACAUCUCCAUCCUGGCCCCUGUGCUGGAGGCUGAGCCUGAGGAGGAGGUUUAUGUGCACUGCCUGCUGUCAGCGUGGGGUGCCAGGAGGCACAGCCCCAUGUCCUGCUUCUACAAUGACACCAUGGCCAGGUGGCAGAACGCAGAGGACCCCUCCUGGAGCUCCCUAUGUGACUGCUGUGACACUCGGUGUCCCCCCCGUGACACUGGGCUUGUGGAGCAGCCAGAGUUCCCAGGAGAAGGGAUGCUCCACUGGGAGACAGCGGGCCCACUGCUGGUGCGGGAGCUGGAGCCGUGGUUUGAAGCUCCGUGCCGUACGGUGAAGAAGCUGCUGCUGGCUGGGCUGGCCCUGGUGGGCAGUGCUGUGGUGGUGGCCAUCAUGGUGGGCAGUGUGCUGGGGUUGGGCCUGGCUGCGUGGAGACUGCAGGGGACACGGCGUGUCCGGCGACCCCCGAGGAGGCAGUGCCCCUUCCAGGCUGAGCUGCAGGCUGUGGUGGGGGCUCUGGUCCCCAAGGAGGUGGAGAGAAGUGGGGAGAGUGGGACAGAAUACCACAGCCUGGAGCUGGGAGCAAUGUGAGAUGUGCUCUGCAAUAAAAGGUCACUUUUCUUUAAAUAUGUGAGUUCUGGGGUUUUCCCCCCUCACCCCCAAUUCCUCUUGGGGGUGGUAUGGAGCACUGGGGCAGGACACGCUGCACAGCCUGGUGUCCCCACUGGGGAGCUGUUGAUGUGUCCCCUCCUGGCACCCCCAAACACCACCCACAGCAGGUAACGUU
Coturnix japonica (Japanese quail) is the source of this 1271-nucleotide messenger RNA. RefSeq lists its product as uncharacterized. NCBI's taxonomy places the organism in Eukaryota, Metazoa, Chordata, Aves, Galliformes, Phasianidae. Gene Ontology annotation, cellular component: extracellular matrix. Gene Ontology annotation, molecular function: acrosin binding. The record is from RefSeq and is a predicted model, not a curated record. Gene Ontology annotation, biological process: binding of sperm to zona pellucida; egg coat formation; positive regulation of acrosome reaction.